CCUCAUCACAAGUAUUGCCUAAACCAACCACGACUUUCAUUAUCCUCUCUCCUUCUGCCCUUCUCCUUAGCCCCUUGGCAACCUCUCCCCCAGCCAACACACACCAACUAACAGUGCGUUAUUCAACAUGGAAGACCCAUUCAGCCAGUACAUCCAAAUAACAGAGCAAGAUCGACGGCAUCGAGCCCCCCCUCCCCCCUCCCCCUUACCAACUAGCCCCAAAAAGCAAACGCUAACAGCCUCGGCAGCCUCAACACCCCGAUCAUCACCAUCUCGCUCCGCGCCGCAGACCCCCAAUAUGUCCUUGACCCCACUACUCUGGGCUUUCGCAUACACGCUCACUGGACCUCAUACCAAGAGAGCAGCGGCGAAGGGCAAGACCAAACCUGUAUCCUAGACUGGACCGGCGUGGAGGCGGGGUUCCUCUUAUUCCGGCUCCUGCCAAGGGGGAAUUAUGAGCCAGUGACUUUCGAGCAGAAUGACUCGAACACCAAGUCCCCGC
This is a messenger RNA of Aspergillus brunneoviolaceus CBS 621.78, 502 nucleotides long. RefSeq lists its product as uncharacterized. Bases 128 to 397 code for a protein of 89 amino acids. Lineage: Eukaryota; Fungi; Ascomycota; Eurotiomycetes; Eurotiales; Aspergillaceae. The record is from RefSeq and is a predicted model, not a curated record. The transcript has a single exon.